Molecule: messenger RNA, 757 nt
Organism: Malus domestica (apple)
Lineage: Eukaryota; Viridiplantae; Streptophyta; Magnoliopsida; Rosales; Rosaceae
Product: mitochondrial import inner membrane translocase subunit TIM10
Biological process (GO): protein insertion into mitochondrial inner membrane
Cellular component (GO): mitochondrial inner membrane
Source: RefSeq, a predicted model, not a curated record
UCUCGCAUACACGGUAGAUUAACUCCUAAAACCCUAAUUGGUGCAGUAUACCUCCACCUCCAGUGCGAUUUCCAUUUUCGCCUGCUUCAGCCUCAAAUCAGACACCUAAAACCCUCUGCAUCUAAGAGCUUCCAAUCACAACACUUUCGGUUCUCUCCCACCGAGAUCUAAUGGCUGCCCCUAAUGAGCCGACGGUUUUGGACAAGGAACAGAUUUUUGGUAUGGCAGAGAAGGAGAUGGAAUACAGGGUUGAGUUGUUCAACAAGCUUACCCACACAUGUUUCAACAAGUGCAUCGAGAAGAAGUACAAGGAGUCUGAGCUAAAUAUGGGUGAAAACAGUUGCAUUGAUCGGUGCGUGUCAAAAUACUGGCAUGUGACUAAUCUAGUCGGCCAGCUGCUUGGUUCUGGUAGGCCUCCUAUGUAAAAUGUUGUCUAGUCCUGUUAGAGAGCUGCUGUUCCUCAAAUGGAUGCUUGGAUGGAUCUCCGGUGAUGUGGAGAUUGUAAUUGUUCGCAUUGUUGUGCCCUUUUGUUUUUCCCCAUUUUGUUGGUCGACGGAAGAAUUAGGGACAGUUUUAUCAUCCGUCGCCCUAUGUUCAAGACCAUAGUAGAAUUGGGCAUUCAUAAUGAAGAGUUCUUAAUUAUUUUGUUUUCUUGAAUAAUUGCCAUUGUUUUCGAUGGUUUGGUUACACCUUAAAAUGUUGGAAUGCUUGUACCUUUUCGGCAGCUUUGUUAAGGAAAAGUUACGAGGAUUUUCGA